AAAGCCUUGAGCUCUGUGACUACUUGGUAACAUAACAACAAAAAAAAAAAUUCUAAAUGACAACCAUAUUCUGAACAAAUUCUCAGCACUAAAAGAUUAAAAAUCAAGCUGACCAAAAAGAAAGAACAAAACAAAAACAUUUAACUGACUAACCCGAGCAAAAUGCUUUCCCCUUGUGUUUCAUAUAAAAACCAAGGCCCACCCCCCUCUCUCUGAAGCUCCGUCCCACUCAUAUGUUUCUAUUUAAGGGCUGUAGUGUCGACUCUUAUGAUUGGCGUCCACAACCCCCCACUCACUUUCCAGCGCCAGCCUCACAGAGGAGAAGGACUCUUGCAGACUGUUUAUUUUCCUAGGGAACUUUUCCUUGAUUCCCAUCUUCGGCUGUCUGCAGCUCUCUCUCUCGCUCUCUCUCUGUCUCUCCCUGCCGAAAGCAGGACUAUGGAGGCCUUGUUUGCCAAACUGCCAACAUGGAAGCCCGUUAACCAAAGAAACUGAAAAAUUCAGGUCUUUUCCUUCUUUUUUUUUUUCAAAUGUUCCUGUGUGCUUCAGUGUGGGCCGGAGGACGAUUCAGCUAUAUGGCCAGAAGCUUGGGAAUAUGCACUGAGCCUAUGUUGUGUUCUGAUUGGCUGUGGUCCGCUGACGAAUUGGCCUAUGGCGAGUCGGGUGCCCGGGUGUCGCUCGCGGGGAGCCGUGGCUGGAAGCUGGCUGACAGCUUGCUUUUUCCCAUCCCCAGGAGCCGACAACUCUGAUCCCAUGGUGCUGGAGCAGUAUGUGGUGGUGGCCAACUACGAGAAACAAGAGAAUUCUGAGAUCAGCCUGCAAGCAGGGGAAGUAGUGGAUGUGAUUGAGAAGAGCGAGAGUGGCUGGUGGUUUGUAAGCACAGCUGAGGAACAGGGCUGGGUCCCGGCCACAUACCUGGAUUCUCAGAAUGGAACUCGAGACGACUUGGAGCUGAGUACUGCCAGGAGUGGAGAAGAGGAGAAAUAUAUCACAGUGCUGCCGUAUACCAGUCAGAGCAAGGACGAGAUCGGGUUUGAGAAAGGGGUCACUGUGGAGGUCAUCCAGAGGAACCUGGAAGGGUGGUGGUAUAUCAGGCACCUUGGCAAAGAAGGCUGGGCUCCCGCAUCAUACCUGAAAAAGAUGAAGGAUGAUCUUUCCCCACGGAAGAAAACUCUGACUGGCCCUGUGGAGAUCAUCGGAAACAUCAUGGAGAUCAGCAACCUCCUGAACAAGAAGCAGGUGAGCGAGAAGGACGUGCAGACAGACACUGACGCGGAGGAGCCCCCAGUCACCAAGAAGGAGAUCAGCCCCCCCAUCCCCUGCGAGGACACCAGCUGCAGAAUCACCGCCCUGCAGGACAAACAGGGCAGCAGGACUGUCCAGGGAUCCCCAGCUGUGGCCCGCAUCGCUCCUCAAAGAGUUGAGAUCAGUUCACCAAACCUAAGGCAGAAGCCCCCACCAAGAAGAGAAGCCAGUCUGGGAUUCCAGUUACCAAAGCCACCAGAGCCCCCUACUGUUGAAGUAGAGUAUUACACCAUAGCCGAGUUUCAGUCUUGUAUAUCUGAUGGCAUCAGCUUCCGUGGAGGACAGAAGGCUGCAGUUAUAGAGAAGAACUCGGGCGGCUGGUGGUAUGUUCAGAUUGGGGAAAAGGAAGGCUGGGCGCCCUGUUCCUACAUCGACAAAAGAAAGAAACCCAACCUGAACAGGAGAACCAGCACCCUGACUAGGCCAACGAUCCCUCCCCCAGCUCCACCAGUCAAAAAGCAGGAACCUGAGGAAACCGCCCCUUCCAGCAGCAACUCACAAGGCAAGGCCCCAGAUUCCCCACAAAAACCUGUGUACGAGGAACCAGAGUAUGACAUCCCUGCCAUUGGUUGUGAUCUAGAGCCUGAGUCUGGCUCUUUAAAGAGAGAUAAGCCACCUGAGGUAAAGAAUGAAAAUGUGAUCUCUGGGAAGAGUUCCCUUCUGUCAUCCAAUCCCAGUCCUGCUUCCUCUCUCCAGAAAGCCAGAUUUAAGGUUGGCGAGUCCUAUGAGGAUGUUGCUCAGGAGGAGGAGACUAUCUACGAAAAUGAUGGCUUCAGACAUUAUGAAGACACAGCCUCCAGCAAAGAAUCCAGCGGGGAUUCGGAUUCUCAGAAAAGCAACUCGCUGUCCAUGCUCCGCAAGGCCUCCUCCACCAGAUCUUCACUUGGAAGCGGAAGAGUUGUGAAAAACAUCCAGCCAGAGCUAGCAAGAAGCCAGUCGCUUCCCAAACAUGAGGAGAGCAAGCCUCGAACAGCUUCAGAUGCCAGCACUCGGGGAGCAGUGAAGAUUGGGGCAUGGAAGGACGUGGAACAGAAGAUUGGUCAGAGCCCUUCCACCAAACCCAAGCCGCUGGUCAGGCCUAAACCUCUGCUUGCCAAAUCAGAGAGUCAGGGCUCAGAGAAAAUGGAUAUUAGCACCCUGAGGCAUCAGCUGCGCCGUACAGGGCAGCUCCAGCUCAAAGCAUCUAAAGGCGAGGAUUUAGAAACUGCAUCAGUGAUCUCCUCAGAAGACUCUGUAUAUUCUAGAAGCACUUCUGACCUAUCAAGCACCUAUUCCAAAGGAAGCAGAGGUGACUCAGACUUUGAGCCCAUUUACAGAACCACUGACCGCUACGAUAAGGUGCAAGAGUCUGAAAUAAGCUUUGCUGCAGGAGUGGAGGUAGAGGUUGUGGACAAGCAGGAAAGUGGGUGGUGGUAUAUCCGGUGUGAAGAAGCUGAAGGAUGGGCUCCUGCAUACUUCUUGGAGCCUGUGAACAACAAGGCAGAUGCUGCAGGGUCAGAGUCUGAAGGUACUCCUACCAAACAGGGUAGCAUAAGCAAGUCCAACAGCCUGGAAAAAAACGAGAAGAGGGUUCAGGCCCUGAACAACAUCAAUCAAAGCAUGAAGAAGGCCAUCCCACCCAUUCCAUCCAAACCACCAGGAGGUUUUUCCAAACCAACAAGCUUGGUGAAUGGUUCGGUCAAAAUGAGAAACGGGGUUCGCCAGUUGGCAGUGAGACCUCAAUCAGUGUUUGUUUCCGCUCCUGCCAAGGAAACCAACCUCCUUUCGUGGUCCCUGCGGAGAAACGAGUCCCUGAACUCCACUGACCAGCUCAGGUCUGGCGUGCCAGUCAGACGGAACUCCUCCUUCAGUGCCAUAAAGCAAACCGACAAGGUGGGCACGGGCAGCACCGAUGCCCUGGGAAGAGCCUCUCAAAGAAAUGGAAUCCCCGUCUCCUCUGCCAAACCCAAGCCUGUUGAGAAGUGCCAGCUCAUACAGAACAAUCUCAAAGAUGUUUACGUUUCCAUAUCAGAUUACCACGGGGAUGAGGAGACUAUGGGAUUCCCAGAAGGGACAUGCUUGGAAGUUCUGGAACGUAAUCCCAAUGGGUGGUGGUACUGCCAAGUCCUGGACAGUGGUGGAUAUCCCCAGAAAGGCUGGGUGCCUUCCAAUUAUUUAGAAAAAAAGAACUAACAGUGUAUCUAUUUAUACAUAACAUGUACAUUUUUUAAAGACAUUGGAUUACACGACAUAGUAUAAGAAAAAAGACACUUUUAGUACUGGUUUACUAAAAAAACAAUGUAUACUUUAAAACUGUAUAAAUAGUCAUUCAUAUAUUAUUAAUAAAAAAGGAUGGCAAGCAGGCUAAGGGGUGGCCACCCCAUUGUCUCAAACUGGGACUAGAGGAAUGGAAACCUUCUUGGAAGUCCUUUUUGAUUUUGGUAAUGGAAAGGAAAAAUAAUUGUUUCAUGAAAGAGGAAAAGAAAAUGAAUAACAUUUCGGAGGAAGUUUAUGAAAUCUUCCAACCUUGCUCACAAAAUAAGUUCAGAUAUCAAAAUGGGUGCCUUUUCUGGAACAGAAGAAAGCUGAGAGCUUUACACAUAUAUACUGAGUAAUUGUUUUGAUUUGUGCCAAAGGCCUUUGUGUGCUGAACACCGCCCAAUUUUCUUUUUCACCUCCCUCGUGUCAAGAAAAAAAUAUAAUCUCUCAAACAGAAGAAAUGAGUUUAGAAGCUGAAACAUCCAAAUAAAGAAAAUGUCAGGCCUACGUGCUGAGGACUUUGAAAACAAAAAGGGUAAAGGUGGCACAAUGGAAGCUAGGACACUCACCUCUCUUGAGACAUCUUGUAUUUUAAACUUUUGUUUGUAUCUUUCUUGACUUCUUUGGAGAUGUAUUUCUGAUCUAGUCUUGUGACACCACACUGCACUAUCAGCCUGUAAUUUGAAGUCAUUAGCCCUCUGGCAGGUUUUUGCUUUUAUGAAUUGGUAAAUAGUUUAAUUGGCUCAGGUUUUGAGUGUUAAGCCCUUGUUUUCCAGUGCAAAUGUAUGCAUUUCUUUUUACUUGACUUUCAAUUAUCUGAAUGGCAUUAAUCUAUUCCCAGUUGCAACUGAAUGUGUUAUUUUAAAAAAGGAACAUUUUAAAAAGCAAAUUGCUGAACCUGUUUUAAAAACGGGAUACACUUUUAUUAAAUGUUUUAAUCAUUGUAAAAGUUUUUAAAUGUUAUUCACUUUUCCCUCCAAUGUUUUUAAGUCAUCACAUUCUACCAGCCCCCCGGUACUGCAAAUCCUCUAUUUGUUCACAAUAUGUAAAAGACUGUCAUUUUUUUUUUUACUAGUAAUUCCAGGAUAAAUACUUUGUAUAUAUUGAUUUUUUGUGUGUUCCCCUCACUUGUAACUGGGAAUGGAAACACACAAUUGUACUGGAAAAAAGGCUUGACAACGACCACCAUAACCCAGGGAUUUUGUGUUGCAUUAAACCCCAAAAUGUGAUUGAACUGAAGAUGUAAUUUCAGUUUUGCAGCUUUGAAUUGGCAAACAUCAAACAUUGAUAAACACCCACUUGGGUACAAAAAUACAAACAAAAAAACCCUUCUAAUGUUUAAAGCUAGAAACACAUAUUGCGAGACAGGAUUAGAUUCAAGUCUACUCAAGUUAUUGAGCAGUAAAUAGUGUUGUGUGCAAUGUUAAGGAAAGGUAUCUGGAACGACCAAAGUAUGAAGUAUUUAUGGCACAAUGGCAGUAAUCUAGGAGUAAUGCAUAUUCUUGAUCAGGUCCCACCCGUAUUUGUGAGAUGAAAACACAUCCAGUAGACCCCAGUAGAUGCUGGUUUAAACUGGACAUAUACUGGUAUCAACUGGAGAACUGCUGGUUUCACUGGUGUUUCUACAGAAUCCCAUUGAAAGCCAGCAGAUGGAGAGCUGGCAUACAGAGCUACUUUCCUUUCUAUCAGUGACUUGCCUUUUGCUGAGGUACAAAACCUCAAUGACUACUUCAAAUGGCUGAUGUCCAAGACUGCUGAAAUAUUUUUCUAAUGAACGAGUUCAAAAACCGGGUUGAACACUAACUUUGUUUGUUUGUAUGUGUUCUGCUGGACAGUAUUAAAUAUAGUUUUAGAUGGAAUACCUGCUAGAUUGCAGUUAUAUUAUAUUGCCAGAACGUAGUUUGUAGUGUGAUUGCACGGGAACAAUAAUGAUGAAUGAAGUGGUUCAUUAUUUGUGAAUUAAUGCACUUUAAAACCUUUUUUUUUUUUUUUUUAAAUGAAGUGCAUUACUUAAAGAUGCAGUAUAAUAAUUUUUAAAUAAAACC
This is a messenger RNA of Polyodon spathula (Mississippi paddlefish), 5588 nucleotides long. RefSeq names its product SH3 and PX domain-containing protein 2A-like. The record is from RefSeq and is a predicted model, not a curated record. Bases 652 to 3477 code for a protein of 941 amino acids. Gene Ontology annotation, molecular function: protein binding; phosphatidylinositol binding; superoxide-generating NADPH oxidase activator activity. Gene Ontology annotation, biological process: superoxide anion generation. The transcript has 7 exons. NCBI's taxonomy places the organism in Eukaryota, Metazoa, Chordata, Actinopteri, Acipenseriformes, Polyodontidae. Gene Ontology annotation, cellular component: cytoplasm.